AUGGGCAAGCCUCAUUGCAGAGCCAUCCUCCCCUUUGGCAACAACCUUUUGCUUUCAGUAACUCUGUCAAUAUGGGUCAAGACUACUGGUCAUCUCAGUGAAAGCUCUGAAAAUGAUCUUGUAUUGAAAAGAACAUUUGCUCUCAAGGGGCUGAACACCCUCAUUCGCAAUGUGGUGAAAUCAGUGGAUACUGGCCUGAAAUCAAGGAGUGAUGCCGGCUCCCUUGUCUCUCUGCCUCUUAGGUUUUUCAAGUUCAACAUUCCAAUAGGUACCGAUUUAGUGGCAUAA
This is a messenger RNA of Ilex paraguariensis (yerba mate), 288 nucleotides long. NCBI's taxonomy places the organism in Eukaryota, Viridiplantae, Streptophyta, Magnoliopsida, Aquifoliales, Aquifoliaceae. The record is from the annotation of a GenBank genome assembly.